Laccaria bicolor S238N-H82 is the source of this 1665-nucleotide messenger RNA. Its product is annotated as carotenoid ester lipase precursor. The coding region runs from base 1 to 1665 and encodes 554 amino acids. The transcript has 17 exons. NCBI's taxonomy places the organism in Eukaryota, Fungi, Basidiomycota, Agaricomycetes, Agaricales, Hydnangiaceae. The record is from RefSeq and is a predicted model, not a curated record.
AUGGGUCGUCUGACUAGGAUUCUGCCUUUGCCCUUACUCUUUAUUUUAUCUUUCCGGUUUACUGCAGCAGUCACAGCAGCCCAAGGUCCAAUCGUUACAUUGGAUUAUGGGUCGUUCCAGGGAAACUUGACUGGAAACUCAGUGAAGUUUUUGGGGAUUCCGUUCGCUGCACCACCUAUUGGGAACCUACGAUUCGCCCCCGCUGAGGCACCAAUUCCUUUCAAAGGCGUUCGUCAUGCGACUGCCUUCGGAGCUGCUUGUUUCCAACAGUCGCAAGGCGCAUCGGCUCAGAACUUGUCAUCCAUUAGCACUGAUUUCCCCCAACCCUCUGUAUUUUCUGAAGACUGCCUGUUCAUCAACGUGUUUAAACCGGCGAGUAUCCCAGCGGGAAAGAGGAUCCCGGUCAUCUUUUGGAUUUACGGCGGCAAGUAUCCCAUUGGGGCUACCUCCUCAUACCAGGCAGAUCCACUCGUAGCUCGCUCAGUUGCGUUGGGCGAACCAGUGAUAUACGUGUCGGCCAACUACCGCCUGAAUGCCUUUGGAUUUUUGCAAGGAAAAGAAGCCAAGGCAGCUGCACUAGGAAAUAUAGGUCUCAGAGACCAACAAUUCGCUCUCCGAUGGGUUCAAAAGCACAUUAGUGCGUUUGGAGGAGACCCGACAAAAGUGAUAAUCUGGGGCGAGAGCGCAGGAGCUUAUUCUGCGGGCUACCAUAUUGUCACCAACGACGGUGAUACGCAAGGCCUUUUCCGCGGGGCAUUCAUGGAAUCGGGCUCUCCUGCCGCCUUGUAUGACAUCACUGCUAACCAGCAGUACUUUGACAAGCUUGUUGUGGAUGCCGGGUGUCAAGGUUCUGCUGACCCUAUAGCCUGCCUACGCGCCGUUCCGUUUGAUAAGCUCGGGGAUGCUAUAAACCAGUCUCCCAAUUUAUUUUCUUACCAGAGCCUGAUCGUGUGGGGACCUUCCAUCGAUGGGUUGUUUUUCAAACGCGACCCUCAAGAUUCCCUGCUCAAGGGUUUGUACGCUAAGGUGCCAUUUGUAACGGGCGACUGCGAUGACGAGGGAACCAUCUUCUCAUUGAGUAAUACAAAUAUCACAACGAAUGAAGAAUUUAUCGGCUACAUGAAAUCCAAUUACGUUCCUGGAAUUUCUGACGAUCAAUUGGCUGCCAUCGCGAACGCCUAUCCUGAGGACCCGGCUCAGGGAUCGCCGUUCGGCACAGGAACAGGAAAUGCAAUCACCCCCCAGUUUAAGCGCUUCUCUGCCGUAUAUGGAGACCUAUUCUUCCAGGUCCCUCGAAGAUUCUUCUUGGAAAUAGCAUCCAAGACCCAACCAACAUUCGCAUUCUUGUAUAAACGUGGAAAGGCUACUCCAACCGUAGGCGCAUUCCACGGAUCUGAUCUUGCAGAAUUCUACGGCUUUGGUACAGAGCCUGAUUAUAUUGGCACAGAUGCGCUUAUCAACUUUGCAAAUACGCUCGACCCGAAUACCAAGAAUCCGCAAAGCUUGUUAUCUUCCAUUGAUUGGCCCUGCUGGGGGUCCUCAGCCGCUGCGCCUCCAUUGCUCACCUUCCUCGAUCCAGCCCCUUCCAUCAACAUUACCCUAGAUAAUUACAGAGUCCAAGAGAUGGACUUGUUAACUAAGAUAUCCCUAGAAUUGUGGGCCUGA